AUGGCUAUUGUUGAUCAUGAAUAUUUGAGUUCGUAUUUUGGCCCAUUUGCAGGACGAACAUUCCUGUUAAUGCAAAGUAAUGGAUUCAAUGUCAACGAUGCCACUUAUUCUCAGUUAACAGCAGUCACAAGGAUAGGCCAAAAUCGUGUCCUUAGUUUGAUGUCUGGAAGAUUGUUUUCAAAGGAUUGCAUUUUCUCAUUUCAUUUGAAAUCAGGUGGUAAUUAUUUGGGUAUUGGUUUAGAUGCUCAUUUGAGUGAAAAUUGCACUUAUAAAACUAACCAUUAA
Molecule: messenger RNA, 285 nt
Organism: Funneliformis caledonium
Lineage: Eukaryota; Fungi; Glomeromycota; Glomeromycetes; Glomerales; Glomeraceae
Source: the annotation of a GenBank genome assembly